Molecule: messenger RNA, 1416 nt
Organism: Acomys russatus (golden spiny mouse)
Lineage: Eukaryota; Metazoa; Chordata; Mammalia; Rodentia; Muridae
Product: MAPK-interacting and spindle-stabilizing protein-like
Exons: 2
Coding region: 515-1372 (285 amino acids)
Source: RefSeq, a predicted model, not a curated record
UCAGGAGGAUUAGCAGCAUGUGUAUAGUGCUAGGAGGGCGUGCUGGGAAGAGCUCGACCCUGGACAGCCAAAGGGACUUCAGGAAGGAAUUCCAAGCCUUGGGAGGAGCAUUCUGAGCCUGCUUACAGAACUGGGGUCUCCAAGUUAAGUGUAUUCAGACUCCAUGUUGGCAUAGCUCUCUUCGGGCAAAUUUUCCUUUAAGAAGCAGAUUUAAGCAGUCAACUUGGUUGGGCCUGUUCUCCAUUGCCUGCCUCUUCAGACUCAUCACCGCUAUUCUAUGCGCCUCAGGCUCAGAUCCUGCUUGGAAAAAAAAAAUCACAUGAAUUUUCGUUAGCAGAUGUGCUACCUGAAUAGUCCCCUGCCAAAACCUCUGCUGUAAGCAAUACAAAAACUGGCUAAUCUUCUCAAGGCUGGCCAGGCUUCAGCUCUCAGAGUAACCCAAGUGUUCCAUCUGCUGUGCUUUCUGGACUCCUACCAAGGGCAGCAUCCUCUACUGUGACCAGCACCAACAGGAAUGUUUCCCUCCAUCCCUCUACCUGGACUACUACCAGGAUCUCCAGCACCCUUUCUUCCUUCCAGACCAUCAUGUCCCCAACCUAGUGGUCCUUAUCCAGUCCCUGCUAUACGAGGCCCUGGCCCCAGAGGGCCAUACGUUACACCAAAUAUGCCCUUUCCAGACCUACCUAGGCCAAACAGUGCACCCAUAGAUCCAGCUGUACCUGGUACGUUAGGUACACGGGGAUCCAUGUCUUCUGGACCUUGGGCACCAGGAAUGGGAGGGCAGCACCCUAAUAUGCCAUAUCUAUCUCCAGGGCCAUAUCCUACUCCUACUGCUCCCCCUCCCCUUCCUCCUCCUCUUCCCCCUUCUCUUCCUCCUCCUCUUCCUCCUCCUCCUCCAGUGUCAGGAGCACCACCUGUUCCAUGGGGCACAGUGUCACCCAGAGCCUGGGGACCACCAGCACCAAAUCCUGCCCCUCUAGAACCAUAUCCCCCCCCAGGACUCCAUCUUACUCUGAAUAAUCCUUGCCAAGAGUCUUCAGGACCUUCUGAUGUUUCACCAAUGCCUGAUGGCCCCCAUCAGAUGAAUGACAUCCCAGGUGGCUACCGUUCAGAUGCAUCGAACCAGGAGAGCACCCCGGAGACCACUGGACAAACAAAGCACCUGAAGAUAGACAACAAACCCAUCAAGAGGAGACGUUCCAAGAAGAGGAGUAAGCCAGUAACUUGGGGAGACAUCAAGACUUUAACUCAUGAAGCUGAGACUUUGGGGAAACAACAAGGGUACAACACUACUGACCCCAAAAUGAUGCUGUUAUGCUUAAUGACGAUAUUACAUGUUAAUUCUCAGCGUGAAAACGUAGAAUUCAAAUGACUUUUUAAAGAGGGGGGAAGGGUAAAAGGCACACCUGUAAAGAA